GCACCAUCCAAGUCCACAAAGAAAGCCAAAGUAUUCCACCCAGACUCACGGAAGGCAGCUCAGCUAGCUCGUACCCAACUUCGAAAAAAUAAGCUGUCCGAUGCGAGGUCUGAGAAAAAGAAAAAAUUGGCUGCUGAAGGUUCCCCGAUGUGUGUAGGAUUUUUCUACCACGCUUUACCCCCAGAAGGCGUGCUGUCUCUCCAAGAGCUGCACUCCCUAGUUCGCGAUGUAUGGUUGACACGACACGACCAUGAGCUGGAAGAGGAGAGAUCUGCCCGGCGCAAGGGCCGCCCAAAAAGCACGAAAGAGGUGAAAUUGGAAGAGAUCAAGCUUCGUGAAUCAGAGGAAUACAGGACAGGGUUUGAAGUGUUAGACCUUACCCACAGUGCUAAUGUCGAACUGUUCCGCAAGUGGGACCAAACGGAAGCUGCCUACGUGCAAAUGCUGCGAUUUAUCCGCAUCACAAGCACAGACCCUGCCGUCGCAAUCCUAGUCCAAGCCAGGGAAGCACCCCUCCCUACGGCAGACGAACCCCAA
Molecule: messenger RNA, 537 nt
Organism: Pisolithus orientalis
Lineage: Eukaryota; Fungi; Basidiomycota; Agaricomycetes; Boletales; Pisolithaceae
Product: translation machinery-associated protein 16
Exons: 3
Cellular component (GO): nucleus
Source: RefSeq, a predicted model, not a curated record